CCGCCACCCGCUGCCUACACUCCACUCUCCAGUCCACUGACUGAGCACGAGCGGAGCGAGCAAGUAGCCGGAGCCUCUCCAUCUCCCUUUGUGCGGCUGGUGUGUCGACCUCGGUGGUAGCCAUGGCCGCGCUGAGGAGAGGUUGGGCCGUGGCCUUGGCGGCGCUGGUGGCGGCGGCGAUGUGUGCCGGGAUGGCGUCGGCGGCCGUGUACGAGGUGGGCGACAAGCUCGGGUGGACCAUCAUGGGCAGCCCCGACUACGGCGCCUGGGCCGCCUCCAAGAAGUUCAGCCUCGGCGACACCCUUGUGUUCACCUACAACAAGCAGUUCCACAACGUGAUCGCGGUGAGCAAGGCGGACUACAAGAACUGCAACGUGACUAAGCCGACGGCCACCUGGGCCACGGGCAAGGACUCCGUCGUCCUCAACACCACCGGCCACCACUACUUCCUCUGCGGCUUCCCGGGCCACUGCGCCAUCGGGCAGAAGGUCGACGUCCGCGUGCUCUCCUCUGCUGCCCCUUCCACCGCCCCCGCCAUGGCGCCCGCCCCGGCAGCCGCGGGAGGCGGCUCAGCCGGCCGCGCCGGCGCCGCGCCCUCGCCGCACGCCAACGCCGCGUCGGCCGUCAGUAGCUCCUUCGCCGUGACGGUCGCCGCGUCCGUGCUGUCCGUGGCCGCUGCCGGACUAAACCUGCUGUAGUCCGGCGGUUUGCCGGCCGAGGAUGGACGGAUGGAUGGCGCCCUGUGAGUUGUGAGCUUGCGUUUUUCGCCGUACGAGCGCGAGCAGUCGUAGAGACAUCUCUGGUCAUCUCUCAUCUGGAUCCUGUGUUUUUUACUGUUCUGCUCUUUUUUUUUUGUGUGUGCCAUACUCUUCUCAGUGGAUCUUGGUCUGGUUUGGGGAUUUGUGCCGGUUGUCAUCGGCUUAGUUUAAUCAAUCAAGUAAGCACUCUCUUAUGGUUUUUACUGCUGAA
This is a messenger RNA of Aegilops tauschii subsp. strangulata, 969 nucleotides long. RefSeq names its product mavicyanin. The record is from RefSeq and is a predicted model, not a curated record. Gene Ontology annotation, molecular function: electron transfer activity. Gene Ontology annotation, cellular component: plasma membrane. Lineage: Eukaryota; Viridiplantae; Streptophyta; Magnoliopsida; Poales; Poaceae.